This is a messenger RNA of Castor canadensis (American beaver), 2177 nucleotides long. It is a transcript of the gene Pole3, whose product is annotated as DNA polymerase epsilon 3, accessory subunit. Gene Ontology annotation, molecular function: chromatin DNA binding; protein heterodimerization activity. Gene Ontology annotation, cellular component: epsilon DNA polymerase complex; CHRAC. NCBI's taxonomy places the organism in Eukaryota, Metazoa, Chordata, Mammalia, Rodentia, Castoridae. Gene Ontology annotation, biological process: DNA damage response; leading strand elongation; heterochromatin formation. The record is from RefSeq and is a predicted model, not a curated record.
AGUGGACAGAAGCCUCCUCGAGCCAAACUUUUUUGAUGCAAAAGCUCUGGAUGAGGCGGCCGCGUAAAGUUAAAAAUAAGAAGCCUUGGGAGAACGUGAAGAGUACGGUGGCUCAGAAUGAAACCCCAGUAAGCCAAAACCACAGCAAUAUGGAAAGUUAGGAGGCACCGGAGACUUGAGGCGGAGGCGGGGCUGGGGAGGAAGGAGGGUAUGUCGUACAGGGCAUUGUGGGAUACGGUGGGCAACGUGGGGCUGGACGGGAGCCUGGGAGGGUCAGACCAUAGCGACGCGGGAAGUCCGGACGCGGUAGCUGCCUAAGUUGGAGGCCUGAGGCGGAGGACGAUCGGGUCCCAGCAGUGGCAAUGGCGGAGAGACCCGAGGACCUAAAUCUGCCCAACGCCGUCAUCACCAGGAUCAUCAAGGAGGCGCUCCCGGACGGUGUCAACAUCUCUAAGGAGGCCCGGAGCGCCAUCUCUCGCGCCGCCAGCGUCUUCGUGCUGUACGCCACGUCCUGUGCCAACAACUUCGCUAUGAAGGGGAAGCGCAAGACACUCAAUGCCAGUGAUGUGCUCUCAGCCAUGGAAGAGAUGGAGUUCCAGAGGUUCAUUGUCCCGCUCAAAGAAGCUCUAGAAGCAUAUAGGCGGGAGCAGAAAGGCAAGAAGGAAGCUUCGGAGCAAAAGAAGAAGGACAAAGACAAAAAAACAGAUUCAGAAGAGCAAGACAAGAACAGGGACGAGGACAAUGAUGAAGAUGAGGAAAGGCUGGAAGAAGAAGAACAGAAUGAAGAAGAGGAAGUAGACAACUGAAUAGAGUGGGCAGACUGGCACCAUAUUUAUUCAUGGUACCACCCUGAAAUAUCUCAUAGGUUUAUGCGAAGCUUUUCCCUGCUGGGUAGAGCGGUCUUAGGCUCAGAUACCUAAGAUCAAAAUAAAAACUGGAUAGAAUUAUCAAAAUUAGCUCUUCCCAGACUCAGAGCAUCUGAGUAGCAGAAUCCUAUUUUGCUGAAGGUUAUGACUUUUUAGUAAGGGGGAUUCUGAAUGGCUAAUUAAAUUGGCCCAUUUGAUAUCUUGUUUACUUAGAUGUAUGUUUAGGUAAUUUUUGAUCCCCAGUCUCCCUGACCCUCCAAAAAAGUAAUAAUAACUCCGUGCUGCCUGCUGUGUUCCACACCACAGAGGCAGUGAAGACUCAGAAAAAAUUGAGGCUUUGAUCAUGGUUGGCCUAUGUUCGAUUGCACAGUAUUUGGCAAUAGUAACUUAGGGCUGGGGAUAUAGCUCACAGAUAGAGCACUUGCCUAACAACAUGUGCAGGGCCCUAGGUUUAUUUUCAGCAGCACACACGCAAAAUGGUCACAAUGGUUUAGCUCUAGGAAACUACUAAAACGCUCUGAGAGAAUAAUGAAAUCUGUCACCUCUUCACUUGACAGUCGCAUUAAGUUUUGUUUUCUCUAGACUCUUUGGCUCACAGCCCUCCUUUAUUGCCUGCAGAUACUCAACCUGCAGAGGUGACUGUGCUCUAUGUACAGAUGCUCUUGCAUAAGCGGUUUGGAUUGAAACUGGUCAAGCAAGAGUGACACUGUCUUACAAAACAGAUGACUUAGUCUUAGAUGUACCUCACUGCCUGCCACUGUACAGCUUUAGGAUUCAUUAUCACCUCCUGGAAGGUGUAAAAUCCAGGCUUUCUCUUCUUGUAAUCCAUCUCCUAGAUUGUGGCUCUGCCUUUUCAAACUCUUAUUUGUGACAAGUUCCAGAGUUUAUUUCCACUAGGCUUAACUUUUCCCCUCUAUACUUCUCCCUAUUUUCUGCUUCUCAUUCCCACCUUCUGUCUCUAUCUGCAACUCUAGGAAUUUUGAUUACUUGCUUAAUAUCCCAAAGUGUAGGUUCCUCUGAUUCCUUAGUCUCAUGUCUUUUAAAAAUGGCUUUGUGAAAUUCCUCUAAACCUUAAGGGAAAGCUGAUGGUGCUCAGGAAUCUAAUCUCCAACCAUCCCUUUAAUUGCUUCUAAAGCAUCUGUGUUGGCCCUUUGUAGCCUUUUCCUCUUCCCUUCAGUACUCCAAGCACUUUCUUGUCUCAUCUGAGUGCUUGGGGUUGAACACUGUUAACUUGUUAAGUGAAUACAGUGAAAUGUUUUGUUGACAAACAACUGAAGACUGUUGAGAAAAUUUUAAUGCUUUGUACAAAUA